AUUUUUUUAAUGUUUUACGGACUAAUCUUGCUCAUAAUUGAUACAGAUUUGAUAUCAUCAAUUUGUUGUUGAUUUGUUAUCACAAUGUCUCACAAUAGAUAUUUGAUAUAUGGAAUCAAAAAGAAGAAGAAAAAAAUUUACUUCAGUCAAAUCACAUGUUGAUCGGUAAAAAGGGCGAAUUUUUUUCAUUCAACAAAAUGUUGAAUCAAACGGUUUUAAACCAUUGCCGAUGCUACAACUAUAGUUUUUUUAUCUUAAUUGAAAAAUUUCCAUCAAGACAAGACAAUUUCCUUUCCUCCUUGGUGUGAUGUCUCAAUCAAAUGGUUCGACCGGCAACGGAACCAUGGCUGAUGAUCAUAAUAAACAUAAUGAAAGUGAUGAUGAAAUUACGCCCAAAUCUCAAUUUUUUAUCGGUGUAUUGAUUGUCAAACUUAUUGUGAUUUUUUUCGACAUCAUUACAUUUCCAAUCUAUUAUCUGAUUCAACAACCAUGGAUAGCAAUCAAAAAACAACGUGAAGUAGUGGCAGCAUUGGAGAAUCCAAAUGAUCCAUAUUCUUCUUAUGUUCGUGUAGUGGAUAAUUUCCGUAAUCAUUAUAUAUUGAAAGCACAAACAAUACCAGAAUCACAACAAUUGGUCCUGAAACUGAAUCCAAAAGAUAUGCCAAUUUUGGCUACAAGAAAAUUGAUUAAUGUUGUAAAACAAACUUCAAGAAGUGGCAAACAAUUUCUAAAAUAUCAUCUUGGUGAAUAUGAAUGGAUGACAUUGGAACAGGUUGACAAACAAAUCAGUAAUCUAGCAUAUGGUUUUGUUGCUGAAGGUGUACAAUUUCAACAAAAGGUUCUCAUCUAUUCUGAAACUCGUUUAGAAUGGUUCCUUUGUGCUCAAGCAUUGUUUCGAAUUGGUGCAGUUGUAACAACUUUGUACACAACAUUAGGAAAGAAAAGUGUAUUAUAUGGAAUACAAGAAACAGAAGUUGAACAUAUUAUAACCACAAGUGAUAUGUUACCAACAUUACUAGAACUUAUUGAUCAAAUGCCAUUGGUUAAAAAUAUUUAUGUCAUUGAAAUACAUCGUGGUCUAUUGAAAUCUGAACCAAUAACAGAAAAUGACUUUAAUAAAAAAUUAGAAGGCCAAAAUCGUCUUAUUAAAUUAAUAACAUAUAAUCAUCUGGCAAAAAUUGGUUAUCUCCGUGAAAAUGAACUUCAUUAUACGAGGCCAAAACCAUCGGAUUUAGCCGUGAUACUUUAUACUUCUGGUUCUACGGGUAAUCCAAAAGGUGUUCUUGUAACUCAAGAAAAUCUCAUUGCUGCUAUGCAUGCUGCAUAUGCAAUUUUGAAUCAAGAAAUCAUUGAUGAAUAUGAUUCACAUAUAUACUAUGCCAUAUUGCCAUUGUCUCAUAUAUUUGAACUCAUGGUCGAAUUGGCAUUAUUCUCUGUCGGUAUCAAAAUUGGUUACGGUUCUCCUCAUACCAUGUUGGAUAGUUCAACAGCUAUCCUAAAAGGUCAAAAAGGUGAUUUGAAAAUAUUAAGUCCAACCAUAAUGGCUGCAGUUCCAUUGAUUAUGGAUCGAAUACGAAAAGCAAUCACGGAUCGUUUUGAAAAAAAGAAAAGUGUUUUCAUGAAACAAUUGGUCAAGUUUUUUUUGGCUUAUAAAAAUUAUUGGCUCGAACGUGGAUUUGAUACACCAAUGGUAAAUGAAUUAAUCUGUAAACGUUUGAAUGGAAAUCUUGGUGGUAAAGUUAAAUAUAUGAUAUGUGGUGGUGCACCUCUCAGUCCGGAUACACAACGUAUGAUGAAAGCUUUUCUUAAUGUACAAAUUUUGGUUGGUUAUGGAUCAUCAGAAACGUGUGGUGCUGCUUCUUUAAUGAGCCUACAUGAUCUAUCCAUAGGUAAUGUUGGUACACCAUUGAAAGGUGUCAAAAUUCGUUUGAUAGAUUGGACCGAAGGUGGAUAUUCGGUUCACGAUAAACCAUAUCCACGUGGCGAAUUGGUAAUUGGUGGUAAAUCAAUUUCCAAAGGUUACUUCAAACUUCCAGAAAAAACUGCAGAAUCAUUCGAAGAUAAAGAUGGCAUCUGGUGGUUUAAAAUGGGAGAUAUUGGUGAGAUAAAUAAAAUUGGUGCCAUCAAAAUUAUUGAUCGUAAAAAAGAUUUAGUUAAAUUACAAUUUGGCGAAUAUAUUUCAUUGGGUAAAGUGGAAACGGAAUUGAAAGUUUUUUCAUAUGUUGAAAACAUUUGUAUUUAUGGCGAUUCAAUGCAUACAUAUGUGAUUGCAUUGAUAUCACCAUCCCGUGCAAAUUUGGCCCGUUUAGCACAAGAAAUGAAUAAAUCAAAUCUGUCGUUCGAAGAACAAUGUGAAGAUCCAGAAAUAUUGAAUAGAAUUCUUACGGAAUUGAAACAAUUCUGUGCCGAAGUUGGUUUGCACAAAAUGGAAACACCACAAAAGAUAAAAUUAUGUUCCAAAGAAUGGUCAAUGGACAGUGGUUUCUUGACCGCUUCUCUCAAGAUUAAACGUCGUGAAAUACAAAAAUUUUAUGAAGAAACUAUCAAUGAAAUGUAUAAAAAUUGAAAUAGAAUUUAUUUGAAUUCAUCAUAAAACUCGUGUGUUUGUGUGUUUUACGAUGUCAUUGAUUUAAUAAAUGCUGGAAAUUAUCCAUUUUUUCAUCCAAUAAAAGAAAGAUUAUUGGAAAGUACAU
This is a messenger RNA of Dermatophagoides farinae (American house dust mite), 2693 nucleotides long. RefSeq lists its product as uncharacterized. The record is from RefSeq and is a predicted model, not a curated record. Gene Ontology annotation, cellular component: plasma membrane; lipid droplet; endoplasmic reticulum. Gene Ontology annotation, molecular function: palmitoyl-CoA ligase activity. Gene Ontology annotation, biological process: long-chain fatty-acyl-CoA metabolic process; neuron differentiation; long-chain fatty acid metabolic process. NCBI's taxonomy places the organism in Eukaryota, Metazoa, Arthropoda, Arachnida, Sarcoptiformes, Pyroglyphidae.